UAGCUCCUGGCUGCUAAGCCUGGCAACGAAAGGCAGGCGACAGAGUUGAGGCGGUCUUUGUGGGCUGGUGGAGCGGCAGUGGUGCAGCAGACACCGCCUGGGCAGGAAGACCCCAUAGUCUCUGAGAUCAGAGGUGAUGGUGCAGCACAAGAGGUGGGUGUGGUCGGUGGUGUUGACGGGGGCCCUGGUGGCCCUCGUGGCCCCUCUCCAGCUGCUCGACAACUCUGCAGAGGACCUCGAGGAGCUCCCUGUCGCCCGGGUUGCUCGUCAGGCCGGACGCCCUCAAGCAGGAGGCGGCGGGAGCUGCACCUGUGUCCCCUUGGUCGUGUGCGUCGCUGAACUAAACCAGCUGCAGCAGACCUGUACGACGACUGGGCGAGAACCUGGAGUCUGCUGUCCUGCCUCUGCUGUUCAAACACGAGCGUCUCCCGUGAACGUGAGGCUUUUCACCGGCCCCAGCGAGAGUGUCAGCUUAAGUACGCUGGAUUCCAACAGGUUGUCUAGUGCUCUGGACAAGGGAGAGAACUCUUUCAAUAACAUUCAAGAAAUCGAGCGGAACCUUAUCGACCAGUCGCUGAUUCUGCCGCUGCUCACUCCCGCUGGUCAGCAUCUGCACUUCUUCACGAUCCCCGAUGAGGCGAAAGCGAUGGACCGUAGGGCCACGGCUAUUAUCUUCGGAUCUACGCAGAUACUUGACGACUUUGACUUAACACCGCGACAGGCAGGCUUUGGUCUGAGGAACUUGGCUGUGAGCAACACAGAUAUGAGAGACUUGUGCCCACAGAACCCGACCUGCACCCCCAACAGCAAGUACCGUACUGCUGAUGGCUCGUGCAACAACCUGGCGAACCCAACCUGGGGCAUGAGCAACACUCCCACUCAGAGGAUCUUACCACCAACUUACGACGAUGGUGUUUACGCGCCUCGCACCAGAGCAGUCGACGGCUCGCCUCUCCCCAACGUUCGUCAAAUUAGCAGCAACGUUUUUGUGGAUGUUAAUCGGCCAGAUGAGGCUCACACCUUAACAUUAAUGCAGUGGGGACAGUUCCUCGACCACGAUUUUGCUCAUGUACCUUUCCCUACAAUGGAAAAUGGAAUGGGUAUUCAGUGUUGUCCAAAUGGAACAAUGGCACCCACUCUUCAUCCUCGGUGUUUCCCCAUCGACACCACAGGCGACCCGUUCUACGGCCCUCGAGGCAGCAGGUGCAUGAACUUCAUCAGGAGUAUGUUGGCUGUCGGUCCCGGCCCCGCCUGUAACUUCGGCUACGCUCAGCAGCUGAACCAGAUAACACAUUGGAUAGAUGCCUCCAAUGUGUAUGGGUCCACCCCCAACCAGCAGCGGGCCAUCAGAUCGUUCAGGAACGGUCUCCUUCUAACCUCCGGGAACAACCUCCUGCCCAUUAACCCCAACCAGAACACCUCGAUCGUUUGUCGGGCAGAGGAGCGUGGCGCCCUUUGCUACCUGGCAGGUGACUCACGAGCGAACCAACACCCUCACAUCACUGCUAUACAAAUUCUGUUCUUGAGGGAACACAACCGCGUGGCGAGGGAGCUCCAGGCCCUCAACCCCCAGUGGUCGGACGAGGCCGUCUUCCAGGAGACCCGCAGGAUCGUCGCUGCCAUCAUCCAGCACAUUACCUACAACGAGUUUCUUCCCAUUGUCUUGGGAGAAAAUUUCAUGAGAUCGUUCGGCAUCGAUCCACGCCUCUCUGGCUACGUCAAUAACUAUAGGCCCGACAUCAACCCCAACAUGAACAUUGAAUUUUCCACGGCUGCCUACCGGUUUGGUCACUCCAUGGCGCAGGGAACCUUGCGGUUGUUUACUGCUAAUGGCGGCGUGGACACCGUCCGGCUCCGCGACCACUUCAACUCUCCUAAUCUCAUCCAGAUUGAGGGCCGACUGGACGACAUUGUUCGCAGCUUCACUCAACUUGCCUCUCAGAGGUUUGACGCCUUCGUUGUACAGGACCUCACAAACCAUCUGUUCCAGACCGCCAGGUUUACCUUCGGCUUGGACCUGCCCAGUCUGAACAUGCAGCGCGGGCGGGACCACGGCAUCGCCACCUACAACAGCAUGCGGGAGGCGUGUCGUCUGCCACGAGCCCGAAGCUUUAACGACUUCGCUGACCAGAUGAGUCCUCAGGCCAUACAAAAACUGGCCAGAAUCUACAAGAGCGUUGAUGAUGUUGACUUAUUUGCGGGAGGUCUCUCUGAGACUCCGAUACCCGGGAGUCUCCUGGGCUGGACCUUCCUGUGUGUGGUGGGAGACCAGUUCGCUCGCCUCAAGUUUGCUGACCGUUACUUCUACGACCUCGGAGGACAGCCAGGCUCCUUCACUGAACCCCAGCUGCAGCAGAUCCGUCGGUCAUCCUGGGCCAGGAUCAUGUGUGACAACUCUAACAUUGGAGCCUCUCAGCCCCUCGCCUUCAGGCUGACGUCUCACCGACUUAACCAGCCAGUGCCUUGCAACAGCCCCAUAAUCCCGCGCCUCAACUUUGCCCCGUGGAGGGGCGAGAGGCCUGCUGCCUAGUUCAUCUGAUGGAUCCUGUCGCUCAUCUGAUGGGUGCUGAAGCUCUCCUCAAGGGUUCUGGUAUUAUGAGGAGGGUCUUCUAGCGCUUCUGAUGGGCCCCUUACUCUAGGCCCUCUGGUGCCACUUGUUUCUCAUUGAUCUUCAGUAUUUUGUUCUACUCUGUGUACUUGUCGAGUAGUCUAUGUUGUCUUGAAUUAGUGUAAGUUUCAGUGUUAUUGUGUCCAUGUUUAUACAUAUAAUUCACAGAUGCAGACAUAUAUUCUUAUGUAAAUCAAUAUAUAUUCAUGAGGUGAUUUUUGGUGGUUUUCCACACGCACGCACGCACUCGCGCGCGCGCACACACACACACACACACACACACACACACACACACACACACACACACACACACACACACACACACACACACACACA
Messenger RNA from Procambarus clarkii (red swamp crayfish), 2944 nucleotides. RefSeq names its product salivary peroxidase/catechol oxidase. NCBI's taxonomy places the organism in Eukaryota, Metazoa, Arthropoda, Malacostraca, Decapoda, Cambaridae. Gene Ontology annotation, biological process: response to oxidative stress. The record is from RefSeq and is a predicted model, not a curated record. Gene Ontology annotation, molecular function: heme binding; peroxidase activity.